This is a messenger RNA of Brassica napus (rape), 1183 nucleotides long. RefSeq lists its product as uncharacterized. Gene Ontology annotation, biological process: regulation of exit from mitosis. Gene Ontology annotation, cellular component: nucleus. The record is from RefSeq and is a predicted model, not a curated record. NCBI's taxonomy places the organism in Eukaryota, Viridiplantae, Streptophyta, Magnoliopsida, Brassicales, Brassicaceae. Bases 164 to 967 code for a protein of 267 amino acids. The transcript has 7 exons.
GGUUUGUCAUUUAUAUCUUUUUAAAAUUUCCGAUGAAAUGCUUUUGAAAUUCUCGCUAGCCGUCGUUCUUCUUCUUCUUCUUCAUCUCUCCCCCGCCUACUGACUUUAAUUUCAAAUUUAUCGAGCAGCUUGAACUCGGAGGCAGGUUUCAUCUUCGAUCACGAUGGAGAUGGAGGAAGGAGAAGGGAGUACAGAGGAGAAGUACGACGUAGACAUCGCGACCACCGCUUCUUCACUAGGCGGCUCCGGCGUCUUCCAUAUCAUCAAUGACAUUCUCGGUUUCGUCCUCUAUAUGUACCAGCAGAUCCCUUCGGUGUUGCAAGACAUGAGUCUUGACUUUGAUGGCUUGCAAACAGAGUUUACUGAUUUGGAGGCGAAUCUUACACAACCGGAUGUGAAGCCGCUGGUCAGGAGAAAACUAUUGAGUAGGAAAAGAGAGGUGAAGCAUGAGAUUAAGAAAAUGCAGAAACUGAUGACCACCAUCUCUACUCUCCGAAGCGCUCUACAGUUAUUGAUCCGUGAAGCUCCUGGCGUUCAGAGAGUUGUGUUGAUUCUUGGUGGUAGUCCAUUACGCCCUCAAAAAGCUUAUGAGUUGUUCUUCACACACAGUGUUGAUGUUUUGAGAUUUGAAGGUGAUUUUUCCAAAAACAAAGCUACAGAAGCUCUUUCCAAAAAGACUAUCCGAGCACUGAUCUCGACGGGUGCUGGAUCAACUUCAUGCCCAGGUCCAAUGAGGCUCUUUAUAUUGGUUCAAGCUCCACCUUCUUUGAAUCUUCCCCAACAUUUCCUUCCUAAACGUGACUUCAGAUACAACAGAAAGUUUGUGCCUCUAAAGCUGCGAUUCAAGUGCAAAACUCAAGAUAAUGAGACAAAUCCUCCGUUCAACUACGACACAAAUGAUCUAAUAUGGUUUCAGUGUCGACAUGUGAUAAAGGGCUUAGCUUUCCAGCAACCAGUUGACGAAUAAUAAGACUCUAGUUUUCGUUUCUGUCUAUUGCAACUACACUCUAUCACUUCCUCGUUACUUCUCUAAUUCAAUCUUUGAGAAUUCAUCUACUCUUUUAUGGGUCCACUCACACCUUACCAAACUUUCCUGUCACAUUUUAGAAGAAACAAAGGAUAUCUAGCCAUUGUGUAAUAUUGCAUACUCUAUUCCUUGAAAGUCAAAAACCUUUUCCGUAAA